Sphaeroforma arctica JP610 is the source of this 504-nucleotide messenger RNA. RefSeq lists its product as hypothetical. Bases 1 to 504 code for a protein of 167 amino acids. The transcript has 2 exons. Lineage: Eukaryota; Ichthyosporea; Ichthyophonida. The record is from RefSeq and is a predicted model, not a curated record.
AUGGUUGAAAACGCAAUCAAUGAGAAGGAUCACGUGGUUGAACCAAACAUUCAAUCACAUGAUGCUUCCAUCAAACAAUUGGUUCUUGAUGAUAGCGUCAACGACGGAUUGGUUGUCGACGAUAUCGACAAUUCAACCAACUUAAUCAACUCAAUAGUCGGAAUAAACAACGGUGACUACGAUGGGGAGAAAAGUACUCAAAGUGUAGUUGGGCUGAGCAAUAUAUACCUUGGUGCAGCAAACGUAGUCGGAAUAAGUGACGAUGGGGCGGACAGUAGUCGUAGAGUAGUUAGAAGGAACAUCGUAAGGCUUCGUGCAGCAAAUGGUAUCGAGGCUGAGACAGCAUUCUCGGAUGCCAAUGAAUCGGGCAGUGAAAGAGACGGUGAGACCAGUGAGCGUAGUGGUUUCAAUGUUAAUUCAGUUAUUAAUUGCGAACAGGAUAACGAUGUCGAGGAAAACGCAGUAGGUCAAUUGUUAGGCUCUGGCCAGCAAGACAUGCUAUGA